CCUCCUCAAGCCGAUGAGGAACGCAGACAUCAACACACUGGGGGAGGCCAUGGAGCUGGGCCUGGGUGUUGAGCUCCAUCAAGUCACCUGGGACGAUCUGAAGGUCGGCUGCGAUCAUACAAGAGACACCGUCAUGAGCAAUGUUUUGCGGCGUGCGACGAUCCAGGAGAGCGCCAUUACUACGAUCAGCGAGACGGUGGCACGCGGUCGGCGGACCAUCAGCCUUCAAAUGCGUGGCACUGUCGACUAUCACCUCAAAACCAAAAGGGAAGAAAAGACAGCCCCUGGGAUCCACAUCCUGCCCGUCGGAAAGUGCCUCCCGACCACCCCAACGUCGUGGAUCGUGCUCCGCAAGGGUUCGGUCCUCGCGCCGACAGUCAGAGUGCUGGUCAACCGCAUGAUGGCCGCGGGGCUGAUCGAGCUCUGGAUAUCCAGAUUCACUCCAGAGGGCACGAGGCCCGCACAUCGUAAUGUAGCUCUCGCAGUGAAAAAUCUGGAGCCGUCAUGGAAGCUGCUGGCGCUGGGCCACGCCGUUGCGCUGCUGGUGUUCUUGGGCGAGCUCGCCGUGUUCCGGAGACGCCCCCACCCUCGAGCUGAAGUUUUCACUAAGUUAGGAUCAAGGCUAUUUGAAUACAAGAAUUUUCAAUAG
Messenger RNA from Frankliniella occidentalis (western flower thrips), 649 nucleotides. RefSeq lists its product as uncharacterized. The coding region runs from base 14 to 649 and encodes 211 amino acids. The record is from RefSeq and is a predicted model, not a curated record. The transcript is spliced from 3 exons. Lineage: Eukaryota; Metazoa; Arthropoda; Insecta; Thysanoptera; Thripidae.